Messenger RNA from Salarias fasciatus (jewelled blenny), 1293 nucleotides. RefSeq names its product actin cytoskeleton-regulatory complex protein pan1-like. The record is from RefSeq and is a predicted model, not a curated record. The transcript is spliced from 3 exons. Bases 1 to 1293 code for a protein of 430 amino acids. Gene Ontology annotation, molecular function: sequence-specific DNA binding. Lineage: Eukaryota; Metazoa; Chordata; Actinopteri; Blenniiformes; Blenniidae. Gene Ontology annotation, biological process: regulation of DNA-templated transcription.
AUGUCUCACUCCAAAGAGACGCUGCAGGUGGAGGAGCAGAGACUGCUGAAGUGCUGCCGAUGCCGCCAACACGGAUACAUCGUGGCGAAGAAGGGCCACAAGCUGUGCCCCUUCCGCGGCUGCCAGUGCAGGAGGUGCGCCGUCAUCGACCUGCGGAGCGAGGCCAAGGCCUACCACAGGCGCCUCAAGACAGUCCCGAACAACGUGCAGACGUCGAACGGACUCGGCGGGGCUGGUGCGGUCGAUCUCACCGUUAACGGCCCGUCGGGCUCCCUGACCACCGCCGCGGCCUCCGCCGCCUCCUUCUCCUCCUCCGACUCCGACUCCCCCGGGAGCCCCCCGAGAGGCGCUGACGGAGGAGGGGAGCCCUCCGCUGACGGAGGAGGGGAGCCCUCCGCCGGCGUGGAAGGCAGAGACCAGCCGUCCAAAGCUCAGGAUUCUUCUGGCUUUGAUGCGGAGUCUGUGCCUCUCAUCCCUUUCCCAUUUGUGGACUCCAAAAUUUACCCCAGACGCUUCCCUAAUUACAGGCAGUACUUCCUUGGAAUUGCUCCACUCCCACAGCUGGGUGCUUAUCGACAGCCUCUGCUUCCAACACAGCAGCUGCCGACGCAGCAGCGGCCUCCGCUUCCAACACAGCAGCAGCGGCCUCUGGUACCGACGCAGCAGGGGCCUCUGUUUUCAAUGCAGCAGCUACCAACACAGCAGCAGCCUCUGGUACCGACACAGCAGCGGCCGCUGUUUUCAAUGCAGCAGCUACCAACACAGCAGCAGCCUCUGGUACCGAUGCAGCAGGGGCCUCUACAGCAGCAGCCUCUGGUACCGACGCAGCAGGGGCCUCUGUUUUCAAUGCAGCAGCUACCAACACAGCAGCAGCCUCUGGUACCGAUGCAGCAGGGGCCUCUACAGCAGCAGCCUCUGGUACCGACGCAGCAGGGGCCUCUACAGCAGCAGCCUCUGGUACCGAUGCAGCAGGGGCCUCUGUUUUCAAUGCAGCAGCUACCAACACAGCAGCAGCCUCUGGUACCGAUGCAGCAGGGGCCUCUACAGCAGCAGCCUCUGGUACCGAUGCAGCAGGGGCCUCUGUUUUCAAUGCAGCAGCUACCAACACAGCAGCGGCCUCUGGUACCGAUGCAGCAGCGGCCUCUGUUUCCAACACAGCAGCAGCAGCCUCUGGUACCAAUGCAGCAGGGGCCUCUGUUUUCAAUGCAGCAGCAGCCUCUGGUACCAACACAGCAGCGGGCUCCGCUACCAAAAGGAGAGCCUCAAGAUCACCAACAAGCCACUGGGAAGUAG